UCACUGAAUCGACAUCAACAGUGUUGCCUUGAAGCUGUCUUGUUGGUUUCUUCGUACACUCAUACAAAAUUAAUAAGGGCCUUCAGAUUCAACUUGUGCACAAGAGGUUAGUCAUGAUCUGCUGCCAUGCCUUGGAUCAGGAGUGAGCGGACUCUGGCCUGAACACAGGAUGCCUUCCAGCUCCCAAACGAUGGUCGGUGUGAUGCCUCUCCUGCCUCUGCUCUUCGUCACGGUGCUGAGCUUCAAGCUGUGCCCCAACCACUGCCUGUGCUACGAGUCGUCUGACCUGGUGGACUGCCGGUCUCGUCAGCUGGCACACAUCCCUCACUCUGUUCCCCAUGGCACCUGGCUGCUGGACCUGAGUGGGAACGAGCUGACGGAGGUACGCAGCGGGUCCUUUAUUGGGCUUUGGUCACUCAGGAUCCUCCUCCUGUCCAACAACAGCAUCCAGACUCUGCAGCCACAGGCACUGUCAUCUCUACAAUUUCUGGAGCGGCUGGACCUGAGUUUUAACCGGCUGCGCUGGCUCCCUAAGGAUUUCUCUGAAAGCCUGUCCUCCCUCCAAGAGCUGCGGCUAGACCACAACCUGCUGCAGCAUGUGGACUCCCCGUCGCUGAACCACUUUGAAAACCUCAGGAAACUGGACCUCAGCUACAACCGGAUUUAUGCGAUGGAGUUCAAGGUGCUCAUCAGCCUCUCUCGCCUGAGCCUCCUCAACCUGGCGGGGAACAAGCUGAACGUGCUGAAGGAUGGCCUGCUGACCCGGCAGCAGAGCCUGGAGGUGCUGCUUCUCAGCCACAACAACAUCUCGCUGAUCGAGACCGAGGCUCUGACGCCUCUACGCAGCCUGACUCUGCUGGGUCUCCAGGGCAACCAGCUGGAGCACCUCAAGUUCAAGACCUUCCUGAACCUCCAAACCACCAGCACCCACCUCCAGAUGUCCCUUAACCCCUGGACCUGUGACUGUGACCUGCAGCGGGUCUUCAGCAAGAUCCACCGCGUUCGACACCUGAAGGUGGAGGACUAUGCAGACAUCAUCUGUCACGCCCCUCCUCAGCUGGCCGGGGCCACCCUGGCCUCGAUGGACAGCCAGCUGUGCAUGGCUGAGACGGUCUCAGUGCUGGUCAUCACCAUCACUGUCAUGCUCGCUGUGAUUGGUGCUCUGGUCAAGGCAGAGCGCAACCGCAAGAACAAGCAAACUGUGAGUGACACCGACUCACAGACACAAGAAAAAUGAUGUUUAGGCUAUGAGAGUGUUUUGUGACUGUGGUGUACUCACUGCAUUGGAGACUGUUUGCCACACACCUCCUAUCACUUACAAUAUGUAUUUCCAUUUUGACCUGCCACCUGCAUCAAGUCUUCAGAAACCAUGGUCUGUAGAAUGGGACCUAGGUGAGGACUUGGGCUGUUUCUGAACAUCUGUGGACCUUGUUUAAAGCUUUUGUUUAGCUUGUGUCUGUAUCUGUGACCAUGCGGUGGCAAGGACUGACACUAUCAAUAUCAUCAGUCCCACAUUUUUAAAAUCCUCAUCACCACUUGACCUUAAAUCAAGCCCUGCCCAUGGUUCUCUCUUUUAUAAAAUUCUCCUUAAAUGCCUUGAGAACUGGUUGAGAUCUGAUCUCUGGGCUUUUUACUCAU
Myripristis murdjan (pinecone soldierfish) is the source of this 1638-nucleotide messenger RNA. RefSeq names its product leucine-rich repeat-containing protein 17. Gene Ontology annotation, cellular component: plasma membrane. The record is from RefSeq and is a predicted model, not a curated record. The coding region runs from base 170 to 1237 and encodes 355 amino acids. The transcript has 2 exons. NCBI's taxonomy places the organism in Eukaryota, Metazoa, Chordata, Actinopteri, Holocentriformes, Holocentridae. Gene Ontology annotation, molecular function: protein binding.